Messenger RNA from Elgaria multicarinata webbii, 1146 nucleotides. RefSeq names its product outer mitochondrial transmembrane helix translocase-like. Gene Ontology annotation, cellular component: mitochondrial outer membrane. The record is from RefSeq and is a predicted model, not a curated record. Gene Ontology annotation, biological process: extraction of mislocalized protein from mitochondrial outer membrane. Gene Ontology annotation, molecular function: ATP binding; ATP hydrolysis activity. Bases 1 to 1146 code for a protein of 381 amino acids. The transcript is spliced from 9 exons. Lineage: Eukaryota; Metazoa; Chordata; Lepidosauria; Squamata; Anguidae.
AUGUGGCUGAGGGAACUGUUCAAGGACCUCCUCACCCGGCCCCUGACCCGGAAGGAAGUGUUUGCCGUCUUCUUCCGCCUGACCGUUUUUGGGGCUGCCACCUACUUCAGCAUAAAGUGGGUAUCAGAUGCUCUGGACCCUACUCGGAAGCAAAGGAUACAGUUAAAGAAAAAGGCGGAACACUUGAUGAAGCAGCUGGGAGUGGAAGCGGUGAAGUUGACGGAGCACGAGAUGAACAUUGCUGCCCAUUUGGUAAUUCCAAGGGACAUCAAGGUCACUUGGAAGGACAUUGCAGGCCUGGAUGACAUGGUCAGCGAACUCCAGGACACGGUCAUCCUGCCAUUCCAGCAGAGGCAUUUGUUUCAACACUCCAGGCUCUGCCAGCCCCCCAGAGGUGUCUUACUUUAUGGUCCUCCGGGUUGUGGCAAAACCCUUCUUGCCAAAGCAACAGCCCAGGCUUCAGGAUGCAGGUUCAUAAACCUGCAAGCAUCUACCCUGACCGACAAAUGGUAUGGAGAGUCUCAGAAGCUCACGGCUGCUGUGUUCUCGUUGGCAACCAAGAUCCAACCCUGCAUCAUUUUCAUAGAUGAAAUAGAUGCCUUCCUGAGGAACCGCUCUGAAGCUGACCAUGAAGCUACUGCCAUGAUGAAAGCGGAGUUCAUGAGCCUUUGGGAUGGACUGGAGACCGGGCCCAAUUGCCAGGUAAUGGUGCUAGGAGCAACCAAUAGGCCCCAAGAUGUGGAUCCAGCCAUCUUGAGAAGGAUGCCCACUACCUUCCAGAUUGGCCUACCUACACAAAGGCAACGGCAGGAUAUUCUGAAGCUCAUUCUUGCCGGAGAAAACAUGAGUAAUGCUGUGAUCCUGAAGGAGUUGGCUGAGAAAACAACCGGUUACUCAGGCAGUGAUCUGCGGGAAUUGUGCCGGGACGCUGCUCUGUAUCGUGUGCGUGAUUACGUCCGAAAGCAACAAAUGAAGCAGAUUGCCUGCAUGCUCCAUGACGGAGACAGCGAUGAGGAAAGUGCCCUGGAAGCGGAUAGGUUGCGACCACUUACUCAGCUUGACCUGUUGUUUGCUCUAGAGAAGAUGAAGGAGUCCAAGGGAGCCUCAACUGCCAUGCCAGCACUGAAGGAGCCAGCUUUGGACUGA